AUUGAUUGAAAUGAACUAACACUAAUUCUCCGCCAACUAACUUUCUUCUUCUCCCUCACCUCUAUCGCUUCCUCUCUGUCCAUCUCCCUCUCAUCUCAAUCCAAUCCUCUUUCUAUCUCCCCUUCUCUCCCUCCUCCUCACAUAUUUUCUCAAAUUUCCAAAUCCGAGCCACACCAUCAUCCACGUCUCAGAGCAAUCUCAUCGCCGACGGAUUGCAGCGAGUUUUAUACAGAGAAGAGUCUCAGUUUCUCCUAUUUAAGACAUCCUAAGCUUCCACAAGGCCUAAGGAGUUACAAGAAAUAGCCAAGAUGGACAGUGCAGAGUCUAGCUCUCCUGUGAGGUCCAAUGGGGAUGGUGAAAUGAACAUCUUUGUGCAGUCAGAAUAUCAUGGAAAUUUUGUGCUUGAGGUGGAAAAUUCUAACACCAUCGAGGAUGUGUUCAUCACUGUUCUUCCUAUUUGGCGGUUAAAGGCAAUACCGGAGCCUAAACUUUAUUUCAAUGGCCAACGACUGGAGAGGGAGAAAUCUCUGGCAGACUACGGUAUCGACGAUGGGUCCAUCCUUCACCUUGAGUGCACAGACUGGACAUUCCGUGUUGCAAAUAUGAGAGAGUGGCCAAACAAAAUUUUGGGAAGAAAAGAGAUUAUAAUAACAGAUCGGCCUUUAGCAAUAUGGGAAAGGGAGCAUGACAAAGUACUGCUUGGUUUGUUGGUAGAGAAAAUUCGAAGCGGAGGGAGAAAAAUACUAGACUUUGAAAAUGAUUCUUGGCGUGACGUAGUAACCAAGUUUAAUGAAGCAACAGGUUUAAAAUAUGAAGAUAAAUAUUUGCAUGAGCGAUUCAGUUUUUACAAAUAUGAAUAUAGAAUAGUGAACAACAUGAGGCAUCAUCCAGAGUUUAGCUGGGAUCAUCAACGUCAAGUAAUAAUUGCCACAGAUGCUGAAUGGAAUGAAUAUAUUAAGGAAAAUCCCACCGCGAAGCGCUAUCGAAGGAGAGCAGUACCGUAUUUUGAUUUACUAGAAAUUGUGUUUGCCGAGAAAGAAGAAUAAAAAAUUGUGAUUUCCAAUGAAUGACUCUCUUGAAAUAAAAAUAAUGUUGUAAUCUAUUCACUCUCCACCUAUGAGAUCUCAUCAUUUUCUCUCUUGUCUGAGAAAGACAUUGUUAUGUUGUAUUUUGCACGUGCCACUCAUCUGUUUAAAUGUGUUGUGUUAACAUCUACUAUUAGAUUGUAGUGUAAGCUUAUAAUUCAUGCUUCUGCAAUGAUUCCAUAAUUAA
Molecule: messenger RNA, 1272 nt
Organism: Ananas comosus (pineapple)
Lineage: Eukaryota; Viridiplantae; Streptophyta; Magnoliopsida; Poales; Bromeliaceae
Product: L10-interacting MYB domain-containing protein-like
Exons: 5
Coding region: 309-1046 (245 amino acids)
Molecular function (GO): protein binding
Source: RefSeq, a predicted model, not a curated record